Molecule: messenger RNA, 3203 nt
Organism: Andrographis paniculata
Lineage: Eukaryota; Viridiplantae; Streptophyta; Magnoliopsida; Lamiales; Acanthaceae
Exons: 16
Coding region: 79-1083 (334 amino acids)
Molecular function (GO): pentosyltransferase activity
Source: RefSeq, a predicted model, not a curated record
UUACGAAGGGCACGAAUCCACAGGCUGUGACCUGGGUAACCGUACAGGCUGGAGGCGGCGGAGACGGCGGUGAAGGCGAUGAAAUUCAGCGUGAAGGCAUGGAGCAAGGGCGGAGCUCGGGCGGGGGUACUGCAGGUCGGCGGCAGCUGUUGUUUGGAAACUCCAGCUCUCCUCCUCACUACACGCAAGGGUUUGCCUUCCUUCAUUUCCCCUGACCUGCUGUCUACUCUCCCGUCGCCGGACUCCCGCCUCCUCCAAUUUAGUCCUCUUCACUUCUGUGGCGCGACGUCUCCGGAUUGCGGAUUAGAAGGAAUCUCUAUGAAAACGAUAUCCGAAUUGGGAGGGCUGCAUCAGAUGCUUGGUUUGAAAGAUCAUGUGUUUGUGGCCGUCCCGAGGGAUUCAAUUAUAUCCUUGCCGGAUUACCAGAGCGCUAACAGGCUGGGAGCUUCUUUCGAGACUCCUUGUGGUCGACCGCUGGUAAAAAAAAUGAAACCAAAGCAGUAUAUGGAAAUGAUUUCAUCGAUGAAGCCGGAUAUAUGGUCCACAUUGGCAGAUGAAGUCCCUGCAUGGGUUUCUGAAAAGAGAAACAGAGCCUCGGUUGAUCGAACUGUGAGAUGGCUUGAUGAAUGCCUACCGUCGGAUCUUGCUUCCAAUACAGGCGGAGCUGCAUUUGAGACAAUUGUGGGAGGCUCAAGAAUUGAUGAACGGAAGUGUUGUGCAGAAGAAGUUGCAAAGCGAAAUGUGUCAGGAUUCUGCAUAGGAGGCUUUGGCCUUGGGGAAAGUCUGGAUGAUCGCCCUGCUCUUCUCCGUGCUAUUAUUGAACAUUUACCAGAAAACAAACCCCGUCAGAUUUGUGGUCUUGGGCUUACUGAGGAAAUCUUGCAAGGUGUUGCUGCUGGGGUUGACCUAUUUGACUCGACAUAUGUUUACCAUCUUACACUUGGAGGAUUUGCCCUUACAUUUGCUUCUGCGGAAAACAAGAAACACGAUGUUUGUGAUCAGCUAAUUGAAGGAAAGACACAUCGCCUAUCGUCGAGGAUUGCAAGUGCUACACAUGUAAGAAUCAUACAAAGGCUUACAUAACCCAUCUGUUCAACGUGCACGAAAUGCUGGCUCAGAUUCUAUUAGAAAUCCACAACACCCACCAUUACCUCGGAUUCUUCCGAACAAUAAGGGAAGCAAUCCAAAGAGGAAGGUUCGAGAUGCCAAAUGGGUACUACUAUUGGCAAAUCAAGUGCGGCCUUAUUUGACAGCCUCAACCCACCAAGUGGGCUUGAUACAGUUAAAGUUAAACCAAAAAGAGAUGCCAGACAUCUACCAAAGAAGAAGCAGAGUGAGUGGGCAUUGCUGAGGAGGGGUGGGGGUAUGUAUAUGCAUCACUCGUUCCGUAGGGGAAAUAUGCGCUGCAAUGCUCUCUGCCCUCUGCCUGCUCAAUUCGAUACAAAUGUAUUGCUGGAAAACGUUUCAGCCUAUUGGUGGAUUUAAAGGAAAAGGCUUCAGCAUAUCGGUGGAUUCAUAUUUCAAGGUAAAGCUUAUGGGAGACGAGAGGAUCCAACCGUACAUGAGAUUUUCACCUCAUACGGCUCCUCGUUCAAUUCUUUCGAAUUCAUUGGAUCCAGAAAGAUUGAGAAAUGGAACCAUCUGAUUUAAUUCGUCCGCGAAUAUCCUUCGAACUCGAAAGAUAUCCCAUAAUAGAGAGUAUCUCCUACUUUUUCUUUUAAUUUACGCAUUCCAUUUAUUUUAUUUUCUUGCAUAUCCGGGACUUGCAUGCAUUAAUUUUGUUCCUAAAUUUUAUACUAACUUGUUUUUUAAUGUGUUUUUAUUUUGUAGGUAAAGCUUAUGGGAGACGAGAGGAUCCGCGAAUAUCAUUCGAACUCGAAGGAUAUCCCAUAAUAGGGAGUAUCUCCUACUUUUUCUUUUAAUUUACGCUUUCCAUUUAUUUUAUUUUCUUGCAUAUCCCGGGACUUGCAUGCAUUAAUUUUGUUCCAAAAUUUUAUACUAACUUGUUUUUUAAGUGUGUUUUUAAUUUGUAGGUAAAGCGUAUGGGAGACGAGAGGAUCCGCGAAUAUCCUUCAAACUCGAAGGAUAUCCCAUAAUAGGGAAUAUCUCCUACUUUUUUUAUUUAAUUUACGCUUUCCAUUUAUUUUAUUUUCUUGCAUAUCCUGGGACUUGCAUGCAUUAAUUUUGUUUCUAAAUUUUAUACUAACUUGUUUUUUAAGUGUGUUUUUAUUUUGUAGGUAAAGCGUAUGGGAGACGAGAGGAUCCGCGAAUAUCCUUCGAACUCGAAGGAUAUCCCAUAAUAGGGAGUAUCUCCUACUUUUUCUUUUAAUUUACGCAUUCCAUUUAUUUUAUUUUCUUGCAUAUCCGGGACUUGCAUGCAUUAAUUUUGUUUCUAAAUUUUAUACUAACUUGUUUUUUAAGUGUUUUUAUUUUGUAGGUAAAGCUUAUGGAGACGAGAGGAUUCGCGAAUAUCCUUCAAACUCGAAGGAUAUCCCAUAAUAGGGAGUAUCUCCUACUUUUUUUUCUUAAUUUACGCUUUCCAUUUAUUUUAUUUUCUUGCAUAUCUCGGGACUUGCAUUCAUUAAUUUUGUUCCUAAAUUUUAUACUAACUUGUUUUUUAUGUGUGUUAUUAUUUUGUAGGUAAAGCGUAUGGGAGACGAGAGGAUCCGCGAAUAACCUUCGAACUCGAAGGAUAUCCUAUAAUAGGGAGUAUCUCCUACUUUUUCUUUUAAUUUACGCUUUCCAUUUAUUUUAUUUUCUUGCAUAUCCCGGGACUUGCAUGCAUUAAGUUUGUUCCUAAAUUUUAUACUAACUUGUUUUUUAAGUGUAUUUUUAUUUUGUAGGUAAAGCUUAUGGGAGACGAGAGGAUCCGCGAAUAUCCUUCGAACUCGAUUUCAAACCUAAGGUACCUGACAAUUUGAAUCCACCGAUAUGCUGAAGCUUUUUCCAACAAUACCUUUGUAUCGAACUGCAAUGGUGCAUCAGAGAAGUUUUUUCCCAAUAGAAGAAGUCUCUGUCCACUUUCUACCUACAACCCAAAUCAUCAUGAGUACCAAGUUCCAGCACAUACAUCGAAUAUCCAAACUAUUUCUUCAUUACUAAAAUAUCAAUAUUUUGACAUGCAACAAUACAUAGAUAACUGAUUCUGUAGGUUGAUUUGCUCUCCUCUUCGUCUAUCAUUCAUAAACCAUAACUUCAAGUCA